Molecule: messenger RNA, 1476 nt
Organism: Triticum dicoccoides
Lineage: Eukaryota; Viridiplantae; Streptophyta; Magnoliopsida; Poales; Poaceae
Exons: 6
Coding region: 1-1476 (491 amino acids)
Molecular function (GO): protein binding
Source: RefSeq, a predicted model, not a curated record
AUGAGCCGCCGCCGUUGCUCGCCGGCGACGGCACCCCCGCUGGAAGACGAGGACCUUCUCCAGGAGAUCCUCCUACACCUUCCUCCUCAGCCAUCCUCCGUCCCUCGCGCGUCCACCGUAUGCAAGCGCUGGUGCAGCAUUCUCUCUGACCCCCAAUUCAUCCAACGCUUCCACAAACACCAUGGGAAACCCCCACUCAUCGGCUUCUUCAGCCAAAGAUAUGGCGUAUUCUGUGACUUCAAACCCGUCCUGGAACUGCCUGACCGCAUACAUGCCAAUCGUUUCUCCAUGCCCAAGAGCCGCAGCUCAAUGGAGCAGUGGCGCUUCAUGGGCUGCCGCAACGGGCUCGCUGUCCUGAUCAACAAGUGUCGGCGCGAGGCCGUCGUGUGGGAUCCUCUCACCGGCCGGCAACAUCACGUGCCUUUUCCACCGGGACUCCAAAAUGCCCUAACGCGUAGUUUCUGUGUAUGGCAUACCUUGGUGCUGUGCGCUGAUGCCGAACAUGGGCACGUGCAUGGCGAUUGCAUCUUGGGCCCGUUUAAAUUGGUCUUGAUCUGCAACGGAUACAAGCAGGCAUUUGGUUCUAUCUAUGACUCGUCGUCUGGUUCUUGGGGAAAUAUUUUCUCGAUAGCGAUAGCAAAUGAAAUUUAUGCCAGAAGGGGCAGCAUGCUUGUUGGAAAUGUGCUUUGCUGGUUGAUAUGUGGAGGUGAUGUCCUUGUGUUUGACAUCAAAACGCAGAGUCUUGGUGUGAUCGAGAAGCCAGCAGACAACCAUGUUACCAUUGACUUGUUUUUUCAGCUCUUGCGCAUGGAGAAAGGUGGACUAGGCCUUGCUGUUUUGUCUGAACAGAUCAUCCAAUUAUGGGAGAGGAAACCUAACUGUGAUGGUGUUGUCGGAUGGGUGUUGCUGCAGAAAACCAUUCCUUUGAAGGGGUUGCUUCCAAGCAGAAAGCCUUUGGUACUUAUCAUGCGGUAUGAUGAGGACACAAAUGCGAUUGUUCUGUCUACGGGGAUUGGCAACUUCAUGCUCCAACUUGACUCAGUGCAGAUCAAACAUAUCAUUAAAAGAAAUGAUAUGUGCAUCGACAUGUUUUAUCCCUACCAUAAUUUCUACAUUGCAGGACUGUCAGUCAUGUCUCAAGAUUUGACAGCACUGUUCCUGGCCGUUAGAUUGUUGAAUGUAGCGGCUUCGUCGUCGCCGGCCGUCCGCUCGCCGUCGUCGUCGCUGCCGGCCAUCCGUCUCGUCGUCGUUGUCGUCGUCGCGCUGCUCCUCAUCGACCGUUCGUCGUCCGCGCCACUCAUCGUCGACGUCGUCGGCUUCACAUCAUCUGCACCGCCCACAAGCUGCUACACGCCGGCAUUGCUCAUCCACAUCACCACUUCACGCCUGCCAAAUACGCAGUCCAGCACUGGUUGUCUCAAGCACGGCAUGCCAUCUAGAGUAGAGCAGGCCGUGUUGUGUAGCAGAUUCAAGUAG